Messenger RNA from Moneuplotes crassus, 2695 nucleotides. Lineage: Eukaryota; Ciliophora; Spirotrichea; Euplotida; Euplotidae. The record is from the annotation of a GenBank genome assembly.
AUGGCCGUACAACUGGAAGUCGACAAGAAAGCCUCCAUGACUGAGUUCCAGCAUUUGCGUAAACUCAAGGCGCAGGCUCAACUUUCGAAGAAGCCUUCGAAGUGCAUGAUCAGGUACAGCUCAGGCCUCCGCUUGUACUGGGACUGCUGGAUCAUCCUGCUUGCAAUCUGGAACUCCUUGUAUAUUCCGUAUGACAUUGCAUUCCAGCCUCCGCUCUCAAGCAGCAUUCUGGUGGUUGUGCUCAAUGCUCUGAUCGACUUCAACUUCUUGAUCGAUAUUUUCCUGACUUUCAGGACGACCUACUACGACGUCGAUGGCGAGGAAGUGUUCGAAGCAAAGAAAAUUGCCAAGAAAUAUCUCUUCGGUAGAUUCUCUGUUGAUCUGAUUUCUACAGUUCCGCUUGACAGCUUAGGCAACCUUCCUGUUCUGCAGACGUUUCAGCUGCUGAAGCUGUUCAGACUGUCAAGGAUCUCGAAGAUCAUCAAGAACUUGCCGAUGAAGGAAGACAUCAAAGUAAUGAUCAAAGUUCUGAACCUGGUCUUUAUGCUUUUCAUUUACAUUCACUGCAUUGCCUGAUUGGAUUUCUUAAUCGUGAAUUCGUACAAGAACUGGUGCCCUCCUUUGUGGUACUACAGCUGUGAUAAUAAUGAUCUAUAUACAAGCAGCAAUCUUAGGCAAUAUGCAAUCAGUUUGUAUAUCUCAAUUUUGCUAUUUGGAGGGAACGAAAUUGGAGGAACCAAUGAAGCAGAACUCGCCUUUACAGGAAUGGUUAUGUUAUUUUCUGCUAUUGUAAAUGCACUUAUUUUUGGAGAAAUGGCAGUUCUUGUUGAAGCAAUAAGCCGAAGAGAAACUGAGUUUCAGGAGAAGAUAGAUACCACAAAUUCUGCUUUAAAAAAUUUAUGAUUUCCUCUCCACUCAAAAUCUAGCUCUAUCUUUAGCUGUAGGAAGCUGAGGUCUCAAGGCAAUGACGAUCCUUCCACAAAUAAAGAUAUAUGAAAUAAAUAUAACAGAUCAGACACUCUCCAGGAAGAGGUUAGGGACUUCUUGAUUUAUACUCAAGGGACUCUUGAACAACAGGAAGAAAUGGCCCAGUUCUUCGAAGUUCUCUCUUCUAGCCUCAAGAUGGAGGUUAGUCAGCAAAUCUUUGAAAGCGUAGCCAGGAAUAAUAAUAUAUAAUCAUGAACCUUGUUACUGAUGCACUUGAUGAAUAUUCCAAGACCUUGUUUAACAUUAAUAAUAUAGCAGAUAAGGAAAGAGCAUUAUUUAAUAAGGAGAGAGAAAUCAUCCAGAGCUUUGUCAAAUACCUUACCGUUGAGCUAAAGAGUCCUGAAGACACUAUCAUUACUCAGAACUCCAAAACUAGAGAUAUGUAUUAUGUCGCUAAUGGAGUAUGAUGAGUCACUGUUACGGACUAUGAGAAGAAGGUUAAUACUGUCAGACAUUUACUCCCAGGUAAUCAUUUCGGAGAAAUUGGGAUGAUAUAUGGCACUCCAAGAACUGCUUCUGUAUUCUCAAAAUAAUUAUUGUACCUUAGCAAAAAUGACGGUCGAGGUGUUUAAUGAGGUUAUAACAGAUUAUCCAUUCUUAGUUACAGCACUUAAAGAGCACAUUUACACUGUAUAUGAUGACCCGAUGACAUCAUUCUGCUUUUCAACUCUUGAAAGGAUACCUUACUUCCAAGGCGUAGGAAAUGAAGCAAUCUAUGAUGCAAUCUACACAUUAACCAAAAGAUUUUGCAAAAAGGGUGAAAUUAUCCAGAAAGUAGAUGAAGAAGCCACGACAAUGUACAUCCUCAUUAAUGGGAUUGUAGAGAUCUACACUCAAUUUGAGGGAAAUAAUUUUGUACUAGAGAGGCUUUGGAAAGGAUCAGUUAUAAAUUACCGAACUUUUUGGGUUAAAAAUGAUAUAUUCCUAACCCCAAUGAGUCAGAGGAAGACCUCUGCUCAAGAAUAUAAAUCCCAGGUCUCCAUUCGCUGAAUGACAAAGAGCAUUCUCUUAGAGCUGAAGUACAAUGAAAUGAUGACUCUGGUCAAAAGUAACGAAGAAUUAGAGAAGAAAUUCCUCAAGUUCCAGAAACAAUUUUUCCUGGAGAAAUAAGUCAUAUCCACUGGAUUAUGUCAUGAACUUACCAGAGAGCCAUUUCGGUCAAGAAGAUAUAGAAGAAAAAUAUGCAGCUAUCAAGAGAGAGAACAUCUUCAAGAAUGUAGUGAUGAGAAGGAUCAAAGAGAUAAAGGAACUCAAGGCCAAACCCAAGAUCUUACAACAUCUAGAGGGCAAGAAAAUCUCAGAUUGGAAAGCCAAAAUUCAAGCCAAGAGGAGGAUCCAAGUUACAAAAGAAAUAGAAACAGCCCAACAGUUUCAAGGGGAAGAAACCGACAAGUUUGCAAGGUUAGUCGCUAAACUUGAGAGAACCAUCAAAGCUGUUACUGCUGACAAUAUUGUCCUGGAUAACAUUGAAGAGAAGAUCAUUGAGAUCUCAAAUACCCAUGCUGCUUAUACCAAGCAGCAAAAUCAUUUACAAGUUAGCAAGAAAUCUAGGGGUGACGGUAAACCUACUAGAACCAAAAUACAAGCUUUUGAAAGAAUCAAAGAUGAAGAGUACGGGGUGAAGAACCUUAUUGAUGGCAUUGAUAUUACAAAUCAAGAGAAAGAAGAGCUUGAGUUCUCUUUCUCCAGCCAGUCUUCAAUACCUUAA